Molecule: messenger RNA, 993 nt
Organism: Dromiciops gliroides (monito del monte)
Lineage: Eukaryota; Metazoa; Chordata; Mammalia; Microbiotheria; Microbiotheriidae
Product: histone H2A type 1-like
Exons: 1
Coding region: 237-629 (130 amino acids)
Cellular component (GO): nucleosome
Molecular function (GO): structural constituent of chromatin; protein heterodimerization activity; DNA binding
Source: RefSeq, a predicted model, not a curated record
UCUACCGUUUGAUUGGACGAAGCGUGUUAAGCCGCUUCCCUAUGGGGAGGAGCAUAUGCAAACGACCAGAUGCCCGGUCUGCUUUCCAAUUGGCUGGUUGCUGGAAAGCGGCUUCGAACCAAUCGGACAGCGUCGCUCAGUUUACCGCUCGAUAGCAUAAUAGGUCCUGCGCCUCUGGAAAGGGGGCAAGCCCGUUCAUUUCUCCGGUCUCGUCGAGUCUGUAGGUUUCGUUCGCCAUGUCUGGACGCGGAAAGCAGGGAGGCAAAGCCCGCGCUAAGGCCAAGUCUCGUUCUUCUCGGGCAGGUCUCCAGUUCCCAGUGGGUCGUGUGCACCGAUUGCUCCGCAAAGGCAACUACUCGGAGCGAGUGGGCGCCGGGGCACCGGUGUACUUGGCAGCUGUCCUGGAGUACCUGACGGCUGAGAUCCUGGAGCUGGCUGGCAACGCGGCCCGUGACAACAAGAAGACGCGUAUCAUUCCCCGCCAUCUUCAGCUGGCUAUCCGCAACGACGAAGAGCUCAACAAGUUGCUGGGCAAAGUCACCAUCGCCCAGGGCGGCGUUCUGCCCAACAUUCAGGCCGUGCUGUUGCCCAAAAAGACCGAGAGCCACCACAAAGCCAAGGGCAAGUAGAGGGCUCAUGCGGCACAGCCGACACCAAAGGCUCUUUUCAGAGCCACCCACUCGUUUCCAGGAAAAAAGCUGUUCACGAGGUCUGUCAUCCACUUUUCUUCCCCAGUGGUGUUAGCUUCCAGAACGCAAGUUUUUUGGGUGGGCAGAACGCCUGCAACUUUCUAAAGGUCCCUGGCCGAAGGAAAAGCUACCCUUGUCUGUACCUUUCGCCCCGUGAAGCCCGGAUGGAUGUAGGUGUGCCACCAAAGCAUGUUAAGCUAAGGUGGUUUCUGGGUGGCCCAAGUCCUUAAUUAGGUGUCUGUUGAUCGCUCUAGUGACCGGCCAAAGUGUGGAAGCUGCACUUACAUCAGUAGGGGCGGGCGUC